CAGUUGGCGCGACCGGCAGACUUAUCUUCGUAGCCGCCAACCGCAGUGUUUUUGCUUCUGCUGGUGUAGCGUCGUACAUUCUGAAGAGUCAACCAUGCCGACCGUAAGCGUCGGAAGAGAUCGCCUAUUUGCUGCCCUCGGAAGAACUUACUCUCAGGAAGAGUUUGAAGAGCUGUGCUUUAGGUUUGGGAUUGAGCUUGAUGACGUUACGACAGAGAAGGCGAUCAUUAGGAAAGAGAAGCAUUUGGAAGAAGAAGCGGAUGAAGAUGAAGAAGUCAUCUACAAGAUUGAGGUCCCCGCUAACAGAUACGAUUUGCUCUGUCUUGAAGGGCUUGCUCAAGCACUGCGCAUUUUUAAUAAGCAAGAAGAGACACCCAGAUAUAAAUUAUCCAAUAUCAGCAAGGAAUCUAUGCACAAAAUGCAUGUAAACCCGGAGACUUCCUUGGUUCGCCCUUAUGUGGUUUGUGCUGUUUUGAGAGACAUAACUUUUGAUGAAGCAAGUUAUAAUAGCUUUAUUGAUCUGCAAGACAAACUUCAUCAGAAUAUAUGUCGACGGAGAACUCUUGUUGCCAUCGGAACUCAUGACCUGGAUACACUUGAAGGCCCUUUCACCUAUGAGGCUUUGCCACCAUCAGCCAUAAACUUUGUGCCACUAAAACAGACGAAGAGUUUCAGAGCUGACGAGCUAAUGGAGUACUAUAAAUCAGAUUUGAAGCUGAAGAAGUUCUUGCACAUAAUAGAAAAAUCACCUGUAUUUCCUGUUUUGUUUGAUCGCAACAGAACUGUUUUGUCUUUACCACCAAUUAUCAAUGGUGCACAUUCGGCUAUUACUUUGAAGACAAAGAAUGUGUUUAUUGAAUGCACUGCAACUGAUCUGACAAAGGCAAAUAUUGUCUUGAAUACCGUGGUAACUAUAUUUUCAGCACUGUGCAAAAAGAAGUUUGAAAUUGAACCAGUUGAAGUGAUAUAUUCAGAUGGGAAGUCAAAUAUUUAUCCAGAGUUAUCUCUCUACAAUAUGGAAGUUUCUCUGUCUUAUAUCACUAACUGCAUUGGAGUCUCAUUGGAGGCAGAAGAGGUUACCAGUUUGUUAAACAGGAUGCAAUUGCACGCUGAACAGUCUGUAUCUGGUGACAAGUCUAGUAUAACUAUAUCUGUGCCCCCAACAAGGAGUGACGUGCUUCACCCAUGUGAUGUCAUGGAGGAUGUUGCUAUUGCUUAUGGGUUCAAUAACAUUCCAAAGAGUAAACCGGCAUCUUUGCAGCCUCUACCAUUAAAUGAGUUCAGUGACCUUAUCAGAGGAGAGAUUGCAAUGAGUGGGUUCACGGAGGUACUUACGUGGAUCCUAUGUUCUUAUAAAGAGAAUUUUGCCAUGUUAAAGCGUGAAGAUGAUAAAUCUACUGCUGUUAUCAUUGGAAAUCCCCGUUCAACAGAUUUUGAGGUUGUACGAACCAGUCUUAUGCCUGGUCUUUUGAAAACUGUUGGACAUAAUAAGGAUCAUCCAAAGCCCAUAAAGAUAUUUGAAGUUGGUGAUGUAUCAUUACUGGAUGAUGCAAAAGAUGUCGGUGCAAGAAAUCAUCGUCAUCUUGCUGCUCUAUAUUGCAGUGCCAAUUCUGGAUUUGAGUUGAUUCAUGGUUUGGUAGACAGAAUAAUGGAAGUCAUAGGAGCUUCUUUUGUUACAGUUGGUGAUGAAACUGGGUAUUACAUAAAGUGUUCAGAUAAUCCGGAGUUUCUUACCGGUAGACAAGCCCACAUCAUUUAUAAAGGAAGGAAAAUUGGCACGUUUGGCAUUGUUCAUCCCGAGGUUUUGAAUAACUUUGACAUUCCUGAUCCAUGUUCCUUUGUUGAACUUAACAUCGAGAGCUUUUUAUAGUUUUCACUCUACAGUUGAUGAGACGAGUUUCGAAGAUUUGAAGCCUUUUUCGUUUCAAGCUCUCAUCUAAAGAAUCACACUGAAACUUCGGCCAUUUGUGGCGCAUUUGUAUGCCAAACCGUCAGUUCAACCAACUGCACUCUCCACGAGGGGGUACUGAUAGGAGAAUAUUUUGAGAGUUUUUAAUAUUUAUUGGCGUGAGUACAGCCCCAGUAAUUUUUGGUAUUUAAUAUACAAGAUAUCUCUUCGCCUUUUUCAUCUAAUCGUUGGUGUCUAAUAGUUCUCAUAAGCAUAUGGCAUAACUUAUUUCUUAUUUUGUUCUGGAGUCCUAAUACAUCUAGUUCAAUGGUCCUGGUUGGGCUGUCUCUAUAAAACUUAUUUCAUUGCCCAACUUGCAGUUUUUCUGAAUUUCACAGGUACAUUUCCAUCCUGUAGUUGCAAUCCGUAUGACAUUAAUAUUACUUGAUAAUACUUUGUUAGUUUCAACAUCCUACAAAUCAGUUAUCAACUGCAUCUGCAAACUAUACAUUUGCUGAACUUUUCAGGAUUAACAAUAAUCAGAGAUGAAAUGAAACACUUGGGGAUGCCACUCAUUCAAGCGGCUCCUAUGAUAUGCUACUUUAGGAUUUGGUGGCCUGCCUUGCUGCUGAUUCUUCAAUGGAGCUGAACCUUUCUCAGCCUCUUUUACAACUGCAUGAAACUCCAUCGGUCCACCAGAUGGGACUCUGGUGAUUCUCAGAGGGUGUAAGCCACUUAUCCUCCUCUUGUCAUUGAUCUCUGUGGCCAUUCGGUCUGGAAUUGUGAAUGAUAUACCAAACUUCCGAGGCAGAGUUCUUCUAAUGAAAAACCCCAUUCCUUCCUUUGAGACCUUUGCAGGCUUCUCUGUGAGGCCAAGUUUUUGCCUUAUCGACAGAUUCUUCACUUCGAACUGCUUCGCUAUUGCUCGAGCUUGACCCCUCUUUGUCUUUGAGUGUUUACCUCUUGUUUUGGCCAUGCUCGGGUGAAGAUUUGGACUGCAAAAGUAGAAUCUUUAAGCUGUACUACAAGGGAAACCAGAGGGUUUUUGUUUUCUCAAAGAGAUUGAGAAUUGAGUAAAUUUAAACCCCAAUAUAAAGCUUAUUGAAGAAGACUAGGGAGCGUAGGAAAUAAGCAUCAUCUCUUGAAGGCUCAAACUUAAUUAUUCUUCCCACGUUGGGUUACUUUGGAAAGAGACUUCAUUUAUUUUAAGUCCUACAUGUUUUCGCUG
Cucurbita moschata (crookneck pumpkin) is the source of this 3116-nucleotide messenger RNA. Its product is annotated as phenylalanine--tRNA ligase beta subunit, cytoplasmic-like. Lineage: Eukaryota; Viridiplantae; Streptophyta; Magnoliopsida; Cucurbitales; Cucurbitaceae. The coding region runs from base 95 to 1870 and encodes 591 amino acids. Gene Ontology annotation, molecular function: magnesium ion binding; ATP binding; phenylalanine-tRNA ligase activity. Gene Ontology annotation, cellular component: cytoplasm; phenylalanine-tRNA ligase complex. Gene Ontology annotation, biological process: phenylalanyl-tRNA aminoacylation. The transcript has 20 exons. The record is from RefSeq and is a predicted model, not a curated record.